AUGAAACAAACUUCUCAACCACAACACCGUACCACAGGAAUGAUUAUUCCAAGAAUGGUAACCAUUUCUCCUGACAUAAUUCCCAGUGAAGUACUGUCUUUCUAUCUCUCUCGGCUUCUUGGACUUGAUAAUGUCCCAAUUGUUAGCCUCUCUAAAGUGAAUCAUUCUUCUGUUCAAUGGAAAGGAAUAAACUUCAGUAAACUUCAAUGGACUGAAGGGAAUUUGGUUGCCCUUAUCCAAUGGAUCCCCGGUAUUUCAACAGUAAGAUCUCAUGUGCAAAUGCCAGAAAUAAUAUACAAAGCAUACCUGCAAGGAAAACCUUUGACUGGAUCUCAACUACAGCAAGCUAAACUGAAUAAAACUACCCUCUCAGAUAUUGUUCAAUGGGGAAGCAUGAUUAUUUUUGACUUUCUAACAGCAAACUACGAUAGAGUUGCCAGUAUGCAAGAUGCCGCUUUGAAAGAAAAACGUCCCAGCAUUCUUCAGGAACAUAUUCGCAAUCUUCGGAAGUCCCCAACAAGCGGAAAAUUCUGGUUAAUCGAUAACGAGAGUGGUUUACUGGAUGCUUACGAUUUACUUUAUCGUGACAAAAUAAGUGGGAAGAAUUUCGUUUCAUUCCAUCAACAAAUGCUGAAGACAAUGUGCAUAUUUCAGAAAUCCGUUGCCGACUCACUUCAGACUCUGAAGAGCUUAUCAGCCCCUCAUUUAAAACUCGAAGACUUUGCUCGAUAUCAUGAACCUUUAUUAAACAAAAUACCAAAGGACUACACAUAUUCUCUGUUCAAGUCAAUGUUCUCAAAAAGAUUAGCCGAAGUUUCAAAUUGGAUUGAGUACUGUAAGACAAGAUGACAAAUACAUUCUACUAUAGACUGAAGAAACAUGUACAUAAAAAUAUUGUGAAAUAAUACAAAUGUAAAUAUUGAUAAUUAUAAUUAUUGGCCAUUGAGAAAAAAAAAAACUAAAAAUAAUAAAUUAUUUGUGUCACAUGAUGUUUUUGUUGCUUGUCUUAAUAUCAGUUUUGUUGUUGUUCUUGUUGCUGAGCCUUGUGUAAGCCCUUACCAAGCAGAUCAAUGAUCAAAGGCCAGUUAUGACCAUCCAGCCAUGACUAUCUAGUCUUAAUAUGUAUCUAGGACUACGUUGUCUAAUAUGUGCUUCUCUUUUGAAGAUAGUAAGGUGUAAUCUGAGGGAAUUUGGCUGCUAUUUCAGCAGGUUGAUCAACAGUGCAGAAGCUCCCUCCUCAGCUCAUAAUAUCAUCAUUGUUUGAUGUUGGUGAUAUCAAUACGAAAUAUAUGUUCUUUCCAGAAUAAAAUUUCUAGGAGAUAUUCA
Octopus bimaculoides (California two-spot octopus) is the source of this 1326-nucleotide messenger RNA. Its product is annotated as four-jointed box protein 1-like. Gene Ontology annotation, biological process: cell-cell signaling. Lineage: Eukaryota; Metazoa; Mollusca; Cephalopoda; Octopoda; Octopodidae. The record is from RefSeq and is a predicted model, not a curated record.